This is a messenger RNA of Alternaria infectoria, 432 nucleotides long. RefSeq lists its product as uncharacterized. Bases 1 to 432 code for a protein of 143 amino acids. The record is from RefSeq and is a predicted model, not a curated record. The transcript has a single exon. Lineage: Eukaryota; Fungi; Ascomycota; Dothideomycetes; Pleosporales; Pleosporaceae.
AUGCCUUCUACGAAGCGACCUGCUCCACGAUCCGCCUCACCGCAGACCCCUCCCCCCAAGCGCAUGAGGACCUCCGACAGUGUCCAAAAAGCAACGCAUUCGAGCAUAUCUGCGGUUGAACCAGGCGUUAUUGAUGUUAUGAACCGCGCGCUGGACUACACCAACGCCGCAACGAAGUACUGGAAGAUUGCCGCCAAGGAAGCCAAUGCCGAGAUCGAUCACUGGAAGAAGGAGUGCGAGCGAUGGAGCGACAGGGCUAGCAAAAGUGAUGCUGCUGUGGUGGACGAGAAGCGUGAGAGGCUCGCGGCGCAAAACGCACAGCAAGACGCGGAGCGUCGCUGCGCCCAGUUGUUGGCAAAGCUGGCCACACACAGGGACGCCCUCCUGCAGAUUGGCGGCCUGUCCAAGAGAACGAUCGAUGGUAAGUCCUAA